AUGCCGACAAUCAGUACUUCUGAAUUAUUGAACCUCCUUUCUGAGCAUUCAAAUCCUUCCCCAGCUGAACAGACACAAAUAGAUCCGGGUGUUGCAUUAGAAAAUGAAGAUGAUAACCGAAGUAAUUUCUCGCUUCCAGACGAUACAGAUUCGAGUGAUGAAGAUUUCAGUCCUCUCGGUGAAGGUUGGAGUGGUAAAUGGGAACCGCCACCAGUUGACCAGAUAGUGUUUGAUUCAUCUAUGCUGGCAGAAAUCAAUUCAUUGCUUCCGCGCAUUAAUAUCCCAAGCUGGAUCAAGCGUGCGAUACCUGUUCUCGGCAAAGCAUCAUUUGGUAAAUUGAAAGCCGAUGAAUGGCGAAACCUGUUCACCAUUCAAUUACCUCUGAUACUGAUCCCGAUGUGGUAUGGACAUGAUGAAGUCAAGAAUUCACUUCUCAAGAACUUUUGUCACUUAGUGUCACUAGUUAAUCUAGCACUCAAGCGAGUAAUGACAUCAGAAAUAAUCUCAUCAUACCGCCAUCACAUCCGCCAAUACCUAGAGAGCUCGAUUGUUCUCUUUGAUCACUGUCAACCAACAUGCAACCAUCAUCUAGCAAUGCAUCUUGCCAACUGCCUUGCAAACUUUGGCCCAGUGCGCUCCUGGUGGUCGUUCCCUUUUGAAAGGUUGAUGGGAGACAUUCUCAAGUCUUGUCACAAUAAUCAUCUGGGUGAGUCUAUCCAUCACACAUUUUUUUACUUCUGCUGA
Messenger RNA from Melampsora larici-populina 98AG31, 744 nucleotides. RefSeq lists its product as uncharacterized. The transcript has a single exon. The coding region runs from base 1 to 744 and encodes 247 amino acids. Lineage: Eukaryota; Fungi; Basidiomycota; Pucciniomycetes; Pucciniales; Melampsoraceae. The record is from RefSeq and is a predicted model, not a curated record.